UGUUGGUUAAUGAUCUUUAACGUACUUCAAGUACAAGGUAACUCCGAAUCCAACUGCACCGAUGAAUUCGAGUGUGGAACCCUUGGAGUUAUGAAGUUUCCUUUCACAAAUUCCAGCAACCCUGAGCGCGGAUUGUGCAAGUUUAAUUGUCAGGCUAAACCAUAUCCAAAGAUUGACCUUGGUGGACACAAAUAUGAUGCUUUAGUCAAGAAGGGUGAUUUUUUCCUGGUUUCAGAUCCUAAGCUUCACAAGCAAUUAGAAAACAAAAAUUGUAAGUCUUUUUACAAAAAAAUCUCAUUUCCAAUCUCCCCUUUGAUUACUUUCCAGAUUGUUCCUAACUUAACCUUGUACAGAUGCAAACAUAGUCAUGGCACUAACCAGAAAGCAACAGACUCCUUUUUCCAAAGUUUUGAUAGAUACAACAAGCGUGAAGAGUUUAAUGUUUACUAUCGCCAUCCCAGAAAAACAUUGGGAAAUACUAGUGCUAAGAUAAGUGGCAAACUUCCAAAGCACUGUUCACUUGUACAAUUGCCAAUUCCAUUGCCUACACCAUCUAAAUCAUAUUCCAAUGACUUGUUUGAACUGUUGACUUCAAAUAUUCUACUAGACUGGGAGUUGUCCAAAGAUUGUCAUGACUGUGUUGACAAAGGAGGGAAAAUGUCUGAUUGAAGACGAACACAGAUUUCGCUGUUCCAAGGUAUAAGCAACUU
Lycium ferocissimum is the source of this 710-nucleotide messenger RNA. RefSeq lists its product as uncharacterized. Gene Ontology annotation, molecular function: protein kinase activity. The record is from RefSeq and is a predicted model, not a curated record. The transcript has a single exon. Gene Ontology annotation, biological process: phosphorylation. Lineage: Eukaryota; Viridiplantae; Streptophyta; Magnoliopsida; Solanales; Solanaceae. Bases 10 to 669 code for a protein of 219 amino acids.